This is a messenger RNA of Funneliformis geosporum, 885 nucleotides long. NCBI's taxonomy places the organism in Eukaryota, Fungi, Glomeromycota, Glomeromycetes, Glomerales, Glomeraceae. The record is from the annotation of a GenBank genome assembly.
AUGGAGAUAUAUUAUCGAUUUACUUUAAGAAAUAAAUCUUUAUCCUUUUAUGGAUUAACCAAAAAUCCUGAUACUAAUGAAAUAAUGAUGGUUACAGGAUUUGCAUCAGAUGGUAGUUUACGCGGUUUUCUCGCAGAUAAUUUUUCAAAUAUAUUAUGGAAAAAAAAAUUAUCUUAUUUAAAAUGGAUAAUCCAAGAUUUAAAAAAUUUACAUGAACAAGGAAUAUGUCAUAAAGAUUUUCAUAGUGGAAACAUCUUGUUACAUAAUCAAAUACCGUAUUUAACGGAUUUCGGAUUAUCUGGCCCAGCAAAUAAAAAUUCAAAAGAAAUUUUUGGCAUAUUAACUUAUGUAGCACCUGAAGUAUUAAAAAGAAAAACAUAUACCGCCCCUGCCGACAUUUAUAGUUUUGGUAUUAUUAUGACAGAAUUAUCAACUGGUUUGCCUCCUUAUUAUAAUAAUCAGGGAAAUGAUAGGAUGCUAGCUUUGUCAAUUUGUAGUGGAUUAAGACCUGAUUUUGGUGAAGGUACUCCCGAAGUUUAUAAAGCUUUGGCUCACGAAUGUAUGGAUGCUAAUGCUAACAAGAGGCCAACUGCGGAGAAAUUAGAAAAGGCCAUAUUAUACUUAUGUGAUUGUUUGGCGGAAAGAAUUACAGAUGAGAAAGCUAAAAAAAUCAAAGCAACUUUUGAUAAAGCUGAUAAAGAAAUUCCAAAUAUUCAAUUAUUAUUCAAAAAAAAUUCGGAUUUAAAACAUAUCAGCAAACUUUUAUAUUUUAAUGAUUUACCUGAACCCGGAAAUAGUUCUCUAAAUUCUGAAUAUGUUGAUUCUGGCCAGAUCGGAAUGAAAUUAUCAGAUGAUGGUAAAUUUUUCAUUUUAUUUGAGAAUUAA